CUGUCGCUAGCAACUGUUGCUCCGUUGCCGUCGCUGUGUUCAAGUGCAGUGUUAACGCUUUUUACCGCUUAUCCUUGGCUUUUAAAUCUUUUAAAACCUUUUUUUUUCUUUUUGAAUCACAUCUCCACAUUUGGUGACGCUCGGCGCGAGACAGAGGUGGCUUGGUGGUGGCCCCAGUCGUUAGCCGUGGAAGCUAACGUAGCUAGCUAACUUUUUAGCUGUGACGCUUGUACCUCAUUAUGCCAACAUUGGACGCUGCCGACUCGCCGGGAAAGUUGGAACAAAUGCUGAACAAAGCAUACGAGAAGAUCGCUCACCUUCUCGAGGACAUCGAGCGGAUGUCAAAUGAACUCCAGAGGAAGGAUUCAGUGCUGAUCUCCCUCAAGACCCGUUUCCCGACGCUGACCAACUGGCUGGAGACCUCUCGAUUCGGUGAGUUCGCUCCGCCGAACACCACCUCCGUGCUCGGGCAAACGGUUCUUUGGGACCCGUCCUCCCCCUGUCGGCGGCCCGCCUGCUCCACUCCAAACAAGGGGACCCCCUGGACCGAAGUGGUUGUCCGCGGGCGGAAGAGGGCUCCGAGCGGGACUCACGGCGGGGCUGCUUCUCCUCCGUUACCGCUCUCCAAUAAAUACACGGCUCUGUCCGUGAGCGAAAAGUCGGCGACCCGGGACCCACACCAAGAGUCAACAUCUGUUGCUGUGGCCACAGGCACCAUGCCCCCGCUGACGGACACCACAACCUUCCCUCCACUCACGGCCAGCAGCCCUCCGGUUGGUGGGUGUCCAACAGGGAGCCGUCUGCCGGCACAGGAGCCGACCCGCUCCGCAACUCGGCGUAAGCAGCUCGUGAGGGAUGCGGUGCGCCACCACUCGUCCCACUCGUCCCGCUCUUCCCACCUGGCGAGGUAUCACACACGGGGCCCUGGUUUGGGUGGUGGGGUGGCUGAGCUGGCCUGUUCCCCUGAAGACCGAGCGGCCGCUCCGACAACCCUGGUCAUCGGGGACUCCAUUGUGAGGCAUGUCCGCAUGAGGGAGGCGUUAACUUUGUCGUUCCCCGGAGCCACCGUUUCCGACGUAACCGGGAAAAUACCAGACAUCCUGAACUCUCAUCCGCAGGCGAAAAGGAUUAUUAUCCACGCAGUCCAAAGUGACUGUUUUUAUUUCUGGCCCCACCCCCACCUGCGGCAGAGGGAUCGGCAGAUUCAGCCGUCUGCUGAGUCUCAACACCUGGCUCUCCUCUGCCUGCAACUCCCACCACGUCGGCUUCAUCAACAACUUUGAUGUUUUCUGGGAGAGACGACACCUCUUUGGACCUGACGGGCUUCAUCUUAACAGAGGAGGUGCCCGCAUGCUCUCAUCCAACCUGACUUUUGGCCUUCAACAUGGUAUCAUCCCCAAACCCACACCUGUUGCUCUGUCCCACUCUGAUU
Molecule: messenger RNA, 1432 nt
Organism: Doryrhamphus excisus (bluestripe pipefish)
Lineage: Eukaryota; Metazoa; Chordata; Actinopteri; Syngnathiformes; Syngnathidae
Source: RefSeq, a predicted model, not a curated record